This is a messenger RNA of Octodon degus (degu), 1899 nucleotides long. RefSeq names its product B cell CLL/lymphoma 10 (gene Bcl10). Lineage: Eukaryota; Metazoa; Chordata; Mammalia; Rodentia; Octodontidae. Gene Ontology annotation, molecular function: NF-kappaB binding; kinase activator activity; protein kinase B binding. The coding region runs from base 259 to 960 and encodes 233 amino acids. The record is from RefSeq and is a predicted model, not a curated record. Gene Ontology annotation, biological process: adaptive immune response; apoptotic process; canonical NF-kappaB signal transduction. The transcript has 3 exons. Gene Ontology annotation, cellular component: cytosol; CBM complex.
CUAGGAGAGGGAAGUUGCGGCGGGUCUCUGAGCCCUGCGUUGUGCGGCUUAAGUCUUCGGCUGCCUUGGCCCCAGAGGCGGAGCCGGAAGCGUUACGACUUGACCCCCGAGUCUUCCGAUUUUCCAGGGGGCGGCCGUCUUCGCCUCCCCUUCUCCCCUUCUCCUUCUUAACCCGAGACCAAAGCUCUCGCCAGUCAGGGCGGGGCGGCGCAGCCCCAGCUUCGGCUCCCGGAAGAGGCGCCAUCUCCCGCCUCCGCCAUGGAGCCCACCGCGCCAUCCCUCACCGAGGAGGACCUCACCGAGGUGAAGAAGGACGCUUUAGAAAAUCUGCGUGUUUACCUGUGUGAGAAACUCAUAGCUGAGAGGCAUUUUGAUCAUCUACGUGCAAAGAAAAUACUCAGUAGAGAAGACACUGAAGAAAUUUCUUGCCGAACAUCAAGUAGAAAAAGGGCUGGAAAAUUGUUAGACUACUUACAAGAAAACCCCAAAGGACUGGACACUCUCGUUGAGUCUAUUAGGAGAGAAAAAACACAGAAUUUCCUAAUACAGAAGAUUACAGAUGAAGUGCUGAAACUUAGGAAUAUAAAACUGGAAUAUCUGAAAGGACUGAAAUGUAGCAGCUGUGAGCCUUUCCCAAACGGAGCCACGAACAACCUCUCCAGAUCAAAUUCAAACGAGAGUCAUUUCUCCGAGAAACUGGGGGCGUCCACUGCCAUGUACCACCCCGAGGGGGAGUCCAGCACAGCGCCCUUUUUCUCUCCGGUUUCUUCCCUGAACUUGCCUGUCCUGGAAGUAGGCAGAACUGAGAACAGCGUCCUCUCCUCGAGUGCACUUCCGAGGCCGGGGGACCCAGGAGCCCCCCCUUUGCCACUGGAGCUGCAGUUAGAGGAAGGAGGAACUUGUGGGAACUCAAGCGAGAUGUUUCUUCCCUUACGGUCACGCGCUCUCUCACCACAAUGACACUUGGCUGCCUUUGAAUUUUUUUAACAGUGACAAAAAAAUGUUUUAAAUGGUAUCAGUCUUUCUAUAAAGCCAUUCUAACGACUUACUUACAUUAGAUCUAUCUUUUAAAAAGCACAGCAUAAGCCUGCUUUGUAAAUAAGUACUUCAAAAGAAACAUUUUUAGGCUAACUGUAAAUCAUGUUGGUCAUGUAUUUCUCAGUAUUUUUUGUGAGUGUUCCUCUUUUUAUGAUGUUUUAGUACUUUCAAAUUUUUUAUGUUGUAAGAUGAAUUUUAAUAGGGACCAUUGCUGUGUUUGAAAAUAAACUUUUAGGCUACAAAUAAGGUUUCUCUGAGCUCUGGUGGUAAAUUUUUAGCAUCCAGCUGUUCCUGUUUGGUAAUAAAGCAAGCCACAAGUGGGCAAACUGCCUCUGUGCUGAGGAGAAUCUCUUUCUGCUCAGUUGGUUUUACUGGUCACUUGCUAAUACUGAAGGAAUACAUGAUGGAGUUUGAGCCCCCUAAGAUUUGUUUACUAAAUUUCAUUCCUUAUUAACCUUACUAAAUGAUAACUAUUUUCUUUAGAAUUUUUUUAGUCUUUAUCAUUUGCAUUCCUAAAGACAUGGAUCAUUGUGAAAGCCUCAAUUGUUACAUGUAAUUUGAUAAGUUUUGAAAAACUUCUCUGUAUUUUUCAUUGUCUUUUAAUGAGUUUCACUGUACAGUUGAAAUAACUAGAAGAGAUUUUGGGGUAUAUUGUGUCAGUUCUGCUUUUAAUACAAUUCUAAUCAAGUAGGCCAUUGGCUAGAUUUAUCCCUUUGUGAUACAAGAAAAUUUACUAUUUUACACAUUUAUAAAUCUUACACUCAUUGUUUUCAUUGAAAUUAUAAUUUGACAUGUUUCCUGAAAUUAAUCUCUAUAUUUCUAUUACUAAAAACUAUAAAUGGAAGUUUUCUGUUAAUAAAG